Messenger RNA from Gasterosteus aculeatus aculeatus (three-spined stickleback), 5036 nucleotides. RefSeq names its product RNA binding motif protein 47 (gene rbm47). Gene Ontology annotation, molecular function: RNA binding. The record is from RefSeq and is a predicted model, not a curated record. Lineage: Eukaryota; Metazoa; Chordata; Actinopteri; Perciformes; Gasterosteidae.
CCAUCUAUGCCUCCCUCCCUCUCUUCAUCCCUCCCUCUCCCUCCACUACGAGACCUUGUGCGCUCUCCUCCCUCCCUUGUCUCCCGCUGUUGCGUCUACGCGCCCUGGUGACUGGAGCAAAGGAGAGGGCACGCUGCGAGGAUCUGAGUCACAAUCCGGAAAAACGCCAAAAGAAGAAGAGAAACUCUGACUAGUCCUCUCUCUCUCUCUCUCUCUCUCUCUCUCUCUCUCUCUCCCCCCCUCUCGCUCUCAGUCUGUGUCCGUCAGAUGAGUGUGAGAGCUCCUCUGCUUGUGCUCCGGGGGACCUGUCACUGAAGUCAGGAGGCGCAGCAGAAAACACACAGGAGGAGAGGACGAGGACGAGGACGAGAUCACGAUGAGAAAGUGAGCACGCUUUCUGGACGGUGGCAGAAGAAGCUGAGACGUCCCCGUGACUCCCCCGUCCCAUCGGCCCGCAGACACUCAGACGCAGGCGGGCGAGGAGCGUCUCUUAUUUCCGCUGCGGGUCUGUCAGCAUCGACGCCGACCGAGAGAGAGAGAGAUUGAGUUUCAGAACGACUGUGAUUGUGCGAACGGACCUGAAGCCCAAAUUAAAGCGCGCCGCCGUCUGCUUCUUGCAUCUUCUCGGCCCGCUCCGUCGAUCGCCUCCUCAGUGCGGGAUACAGGCCCGAAUCUGAUUGGAUGGUUUUGUCAGAAUGACAGCCGAAGAUCCAGCUUCCUCCUCGACCAUGAGCAAUAACGCUGCCCCCACUAAACCCCCCCAACCUGCUGGUGCCUCCCACCCGUCUCUUCAUGGACAGAUCAACACCCCUGAGGGAGUUGCGGGUUCUCCAAUUGAGCCUGCACUGGUAUCCCUGAUGGAGCGCACUGGCUACAGUAUGGUCCAGGAAAAUGGUCAGCGUAAAUAUGGCCCCCCUCCUGGUUGGAACGCUACAUCUCCACCAAGGGGAUGUGAAAUCUUUGUGGGCAAGAUCCCGCGGGACGUUUAUGAGGAUGAGCUGGUGCCAGUGUUUGAGUCUGUGGGACGCAUCUAUGAGAUGCGUCUGAUGAUGGACUUCGAUGGGAAGAACAGAGGCUACGCGUUCGUGAUGUACACAGAGAAACACGAGGCUAAGCGGGCGGUGCGCGAGCUCAACAACUAUGAGGUGAGGCCGGGCCGACUGCUGGGGGUGUGCUCUUCCGUGGACAACUGCCGUCUUUUCAUUGGUGGCAUCCCCAAGACCAAAAAGCGGGAGGAGAUCCUGGACGAGGUCUCCAAGGUGACGGAAGGGGUACUAGAUGUGAUUGUUUAUGCCAGUGCUGCAGACAAGAUGAAAAACAGAGGCUUUGCCUUCGUAGAGUAUGAAUCGCACCGCGCAGCCGCUAUGGCUCGCAGGAAGCUGAUGCCUGGACGUAUUCAGCUUUGGGGUCACCAGAUAGCCGUGGACUGGGCCGAGCCGGAGAUUGAUGUGGACGAAGACGUUAUGGAGACAGUGAAGAUCCUUUACGUCAGGAAUCUUAUGAUGGAGACCAGCGAGGAGACAAUCAGACAGGUCUUCAGCCAGUGGAAUCAUGGGUGUGUUGAACGUGUGAAAAAAAUCCGUGACUAUGCCUUCGUCCACUUUACCUCACGGGAGGACGCUGUCAUGGCAAUGGACCACCUCAACGGCACAGAGGUGGAAGGGUCCUGCAUCGAGGUGACGCUCGCCAAGCCAGUUGAUAAGGAGCAGCACUCGCGUCAAAAGGCCUCCAAGGGCACUCCUGCCACUCCGGAGCCUGCUCCACAGAACUACGUUUACCAGUGUGAUCCCUACACAUUGGCCUACUACGGGUACCCCUACAACACCCUCAUUGGACCCAACAGGGACUACUUCGUCAAAGGAUCCCCAAUGAUACAGAACAAUGCAGGUACUGUGCGAGGUCGGGGUCGUGCUGCUGCAGGUAACCGUACCCCUGGACCACGGGGGUCCUACUUGGGGGGUUACUCUGCCGGUCGUGGCAUCUACAGUCGCUACCAUGAGGGCAAAGCCAAGCAGCCCGAAAAGCCCUAUGAGCUGAUGCCCACUCUGGAGCUUGCUGCCUCCGUCAACCCUGUUGGCAUCAAACAUGGCGCAAUGGCGUUGCAGACGCUGGGUGGACAGUACCCGGUGUUCAGUGCGGCUCCUACAGCCAAGUUGAUGGAGGAGGGGAAGGUGCACACGGUGGAGCACCUCAUCAACCCCCUGGCUAUGCAACACGCUGACCACACCGCCGCUACUGCUGCUGCCACCGUCAUGCCGUCGGUCUCUACCCCUCCACCCUUUCAGUCCUCCUUUUUCUGCUUUCCCCAGGGCCGUCCCAUCACUCCGGUCUACGCCAUGGCCCACAACGUGCAGCGUAUCCCAACGGCCGCCGGCCUGUACGCAGGCGGAUACGUCCCCAUAACAAACUACGCCGCCAACUCAGCGGCUCUGGCCGCCCUGCAGAAGAACGCGGCGGUGGCAGCCGCGGCGUACGGCGGCUACGCGGGCUACGCCAUGCCGCAGGCCUUCCCCGCCGCCGCCUUCCAGCUGCCCAUCCACGACGUGUACCAGACGUAUUGAUCGGUGGGGUCGAAGCGUCGCGAUGCAAUGACGAGCAAAGUUACUCCGACUGAAGCGCCACCGCCGUGUCUGUGCGGAAGCGUCACUUGAUCGUUCUUUCGUUGAGAUAUCUAGAAAACAAAUGAAAACAAUGACCCACUCCAGUAGACCCUUGACCCGAGGCCACAAUACGACAGGCUCCCUUUAGCUGCGUCGCGGUUUCGUAGCUCACAUCGUCAGUAAAGCGCACCUGCACGUGGUGACCAUCGUCCCCCGACAACAGUGACACCCACCUGGGGGCGUUGCUCCGCCUCUCCCUGUGCCUCCCAGCCCUGACAGAGUGUUGCCAUAGCAACGGAAACACUGAAGGUACUUUCAAAUAUUUAUGAUGAGAGGAUCCAUAUUUAAAGUUUUGCUCUCUGUAGGUUUCUCUGAUUACCGGAGAAACGUUUGCUCUGUGAAAGCAGGAAAGUUUGACAUUGACACCAUUUAAAUUUGAACAAAGGUGGGGAUGAAGAGAAACGUUAUAUAACAUUAUAACUACUGGCAGCGAUGCUGAAGACAGCUGCGUUUUAACAUACUAAUGUUUUAAUUAAUACAGAGUAUUUUAGCCAAUUCUACAUAGGUGAUGCUGCCCGUCCAUGCUGGUCGAUCGUGUAAGCCUGUUUCGGUACUUUAUGUUUGGUUUAUGUCGUUUUAUUGGUGUUUCUUCGUUGGUUUUAAAUGAAGGUUUUCGAGUGUCGUGUUCAUUCGCUCAAGAUUAGUCAACUCGGGGGAAAAAGUCUUGUGGAAUAUUUUUGCGGUAGAUUCCUCUACGGAACAAAUGCGAGAAACUGGAAGACUUUUUGUCAAGAGGAUUUGGUCCAUAAGCCUGGUCGACAUUUAGCCCAUAGUGGAUUGAACACCUUUUGACUUUUUAUCAUUUACAAAUGCCUUUAUUAUUGUGUUGUUAGUUACUCUUGGAAGGUGAACAAAUAUGGACAGGAAAGACUCUUUUUUUAGGUGGACCAUGACACUACGCCAAUUCAAGCGAAAGAGAAAGUCGGCUCCAAACACUCCGGUCGCCCGAUAUGAGAAGGAUCCUCUGUGCCUAAACACGCUGUACGUGCUACCUCGUGCUUUCACCGUGCCUUUUAUACGACGGCACAAAGAGAGAAGAUCUCCUUUCCUAUUUCCAACCACUUGUGCCCUUGCUGUUUUUUGGUUCUUCAGUCUGCGCGGUCGAACUCUUCUCCGUAUAUCUGCCCUCCACAUUGUUUCCCGUCCGCCAAACUGUGCUUGACUGAGGUGUUUUUAGACGUAUUUAUAAAAGGCAGCAGAUUGUAACAACAAGAUGAAGACAUGUUUGAUACCAAGCAACACGUUUUCAUGUAAAUCGGGCCAGUUUGGCAUUUCUCGACUCCUCACGUGUGGGCACUUUUUUAAACCGUGCCUUGUGUCGGAAAACCAGCGUUGGCGUUCGCUCGCGCUCCAACCUGCGAGCAGACCAACAAAGGUAACGGAUGCGAGCAGACUCCACAACAGCCAUCUUUUAAAAAAAGAGAAUGCAAAGACUUUUGUGUACUAGAUUGUAUUUGUCAACCACUUUUAUGGUAGUUGUUUUUAUUCUGCAUGUUCGAAGAGCGUAUUUUUUUUGGCUCGCCUUCAUCGACAGAUUUUUUACUUUGAAAAGACAAUAUCAUGCGUCUGACUUUGAGAAUAUCCUUCAUGACUAAGUUUUGUGUCCGAGUUGUUUAAUGAAAAGUAGAUUUUCAACAGCAAACAUCUAACAUCUCACACCGUCGUUUAUCUCCUUUAAAACUGGAUUUUUGUGUAGAAAUACAGCUGAUAACUACUUUUAUUAUAUUCUUGUAUGAUGACAAUUAGUCAGGAUAUAUAUAUUUAAUAUAUAUGCAUUAUGUGUUUUGUCUAUGAAGUGCAAAGAAAAGGUAUAAUAUAUUCAGAAACAUAUUUCCUUUCUUUAUUUACACCUUGUUUUACGAUAAUAAAAAGUCAGAGUAACAAAAGUAGAGAAACAACUUUUUCUUUCUUUUUUUUUUGCCAAAGUGUCCAAUAGCUUUUAAAACAUUCAAGGUUAUGAUGUUUUUUUCAUUGUGUGUCUUAUUCUGUUAGCUAUUUUGUACUGCAUUUGGUGUUCGGUGGGAAAACGGAGGCCUUCUUGUUUAGCUAAAUCAUGAUUUAGUCGCCAUCCAAACUUCAUGUCUCUGCCUCCCAAUCGCAUCGCCGGCUUUUCUUUUUAUUGCUUGCAUUCGACCCAAAUGAUGGACUCCUGCUCCCUGGGUCAGCGGGUCAGACCUUUAUAUGCCUAGUUUAACGUAGGUGUUGCCAUUAAACACUUCCUAGUGUGUGCCUUAUUGCCAAGAUGUGCCCUUUGCUACGCAGACUGUUUUCUAUCUGAAGGUUUGUUUGAAAAAAAAAAAAAGAAGAAAAAAAGCUUGUUCUGUAUUGUUGUAUUUAUAGCGAUGAAGUAGAUAAAUAAAGCAUUUUCAAAAAGGA